Molecule: messenger RNA, 372 nt
Organism: Camellia sinensis
Lineage: Eukaryota; Viridiplantae; Streptophyta; Magnoliopsida; Ericales; Theaceae
Source: RefSeq, a predicted model, not a curated record
AUGUACGCAGAAGCUGGGAUGUGGGAAAAAGUAAACAAUUUGAGAGCUUUAUCAAAAUGUCAGGGUAAGAAGAAGAAUCCCGGAAGUAGUUGGAUUGAGAUCAAUGGGAAAUCUCACUUGUUUCUUGGAGGAGAUAAAUCUCACCCGCAAUCAAAGGAAAUUCGCUUGUUAUUGGAGGCCUUGCCUGAGAAAAUAAAGGCAACUGGGUACAUACCAGAUACUAGUUUUUUGCUGCAUGGUGUUGGUGAAGAAGAGAAAGAAUGUAACUUAAAGAUUCAUAGUGAGAAGCUGGCGAUUGCAUUUGGGCUUCUUAACACAAGCCCAGAUACAGUUCUUAGGGGUCUUGUUCUUGUGGAGACUAUUGGUGAUUAA